AUGCACGGAGUUAAAAGAGAACAGUUAUCCAAAGACGCCAAACAGCGGAAGAAGGAAAGAGAUGCCUUCAAAAUUUCACACUACAGGCAAUUGACAGACAGUGUCCUUGCAGAUAAACAAAAAAACAUCUUCAAUAACGAUACUUUGGACGAAACAAGCCGACUUUUAGAUCUGAACCCAGAGUUUUACACUGUCUGGAACUAUAGAAGGGAUAUCAUCACAAAUCAUGUUUUCAGUAAUCUCAAAGACUCUCAAGCUGCUCAUACGUUCAUAUUGAAAGAGCUACAGUUUGUUGGAAAGCAACUCAAGUCCUACCCGAAAGUUUAUUGGAUUUGGAAUCAUAGAAAAUGGCUGAUAGAACAGGAUGACUUGUUUGAUCUAAAGCAGGAAAUGGCACUGAUUGACAAAAUGCUAACCAUGGAUUCAAGAAACUAUCAUGUGUGGGCUUAUAGAAGGUACGUUGUUGGUCUCGUACAAGACAAGAUGGAGCAUGAAGAGGACAUAAUUUUAUCCAACAGAGAGGAGUUCAACUAUACCACUAAACUAAUAGAAGAAAACAUCUCCAAUUAUUCUGCUUGGCAUAAUAGAAGUCAAUUGCUUCAAAAGCUCCUGAACUCCAAAACUGAAGGAUUUGAAGACAAGUAUUCAUUCCUGGUCAAAGAAUUAUCAUUUUUGCAAAAUGCAUACUACACGGACCCGGACGAUUCUGCAGUCUGGGUUUAUCUAAGAUGGCUAUUAUCACCGUUUUUCCUUAAAGAUUUGCCCCAAGAUAAAAGAAACUCGAUUCUUAAUGAUCAGUUGAGAGAUAUCAAAGAAUUGAACGAGUCUGAAAUUGAAGAUUCGGGAAAACCAAAUGCAUGGUGUUUAAAGUCCAUCAGCUACGUUCAAAAAAUGAUGAAUCAGCAUGUUUAA
Messenger RNA from Komagataella phaffii GS115, 912 nucleotides. Its product is annotated as Alpha subunit of Type II geranylgeranyltransferase. Gene Ontology annotation, biological process: protein geranylgeranylation. Gene Ontology annotation, molecular function: Rab geranylgeranyltransferase activity. The record is from RefSeq and is a predicted model, not a curated record. The coding region runs from base 1 to 912 and encodes 303 amino acids. The transcript has a single exon. Lineage: Eukaryota; Fungi; Ascomycota; Pichiomycetes; Pichiales; Pichiaceae. Gene Ontology annotation, cellular component: cytoplasm; Rab-protein geranylgeranyltransferase complex.